This is a messenger RNA of Phytomonas sp. EM1, 2088 nucleotides long. The record is from the annotation of a GenBank genome assembly. NCBI's taxonomy places the organism in Eukaryota, Euglenozoa, Kinetoplastea, Trypanosomatida, Trypanosomatidae.
AUGACAACCGUUCAGAAAACAGUAAAUAUUGAGCUCUUGUUGAAAGACUUGGUCCGUAGUGCUAUGGCAAGGGCAUUUCCUCAACUCUCUCCUUCUUUGCCUGAUCCACUUAUCACUACGGGUAAGAUGACUGACUAUCAAUGCAACAAUGCUAUGGGUCUCUCAAAGCAACUUGUUCAGGCGAAUCCACCCAUCAAAAUGAGUCCGCAAGCAGUUGGUGAAGAAAUUAAGAAUUAUUUACAGGAAAACGAUCUUAUCGAGAAGUUUGAGCCAACAAACAAAGGAUUUAUCAAUGUUACUAUUCGUGACGACUGGCUCGCGAACAUGGCCCACGAAGUGUUGCUUAGUGGAAUCAACCCCCCAACAGUACCCACGCAAAGAGUGUUGGUGGACUUUUCUUCUCCUAAUGUUGCCAAAGAAAUGCAUGUCGGUCACUUGCGGUCUACCAUUAUUGGAGAAUGUCUGUGCCGUCUCUUUGAGUUCUGCGAUUUCGAGGUCCAUCGAAUCAACCAUGUUGGCGACUGGGGAACGGCUUUCGGCAUGCUUAUUUUAUACCUGAAGCGCAACUACCCCAAUUUCGUCACGAAUCCACCGGAUAUAUCGGACCUUACGGAUUUGUAUCGCGCCUCCAAGGUAUGCUUUGAUGAAGACCCGGAGUUCAAGGAACAAGCCCGCUUGGAAGUGGUGAAGCUGCAGGCUAUGGAGGAGGAUUCCCUAAAGGCUUGGAAGCUAAUUUGCGAUGUGUCGCGCAGUGAGUUCAGCAAAGUUUACGAGCGCCUUGGUGUGAGAAUUAAGGAACGUGGCGAAAGUUUCUAUAAUGAUUUGAUUCCAGUGGUGCUAAAGUUGUGUGAAGAGGCUGGUCUUAUCGAGGAGAGCGAUGGCGCAAAGUUGAUCAUCAGUAAAGUCAAAAAAAACUUGAACGAAUUGGACUCCAAGGAUAUGACGAGGCUGGCUGCUCAACAUCUUGCGCAACUGAGUAAGGAUGGGCAGAAACAUUACCAUCCAAAUUUACUCUUGGCAAUGAAGAAAUGCGGAAUUCUCAGUGGGGAGCCAGGGCAGGAGGUCGUGAUACUCUCAAAGAAGGAACAAAAACCGUGGAGUACGUUUGAUAUUCGAAAGGAUUUGGAUAAGCUGAUGACUAAGCUUGAACCUCUAUACAAGGGAAACUUAGACCCCCUCUUUCGUGAAGUCUUUGAGGAGAAGAAUCUUAUUGACGAUGAUGUCAUCGCCGUGCCUCGCUUCUCCUUUCCUCUCAUGGUCAUGAAGAGCGAUGGUGGCUACACUUAUGAUACAACUGAUUUGGCCUGCAUUUAUCAUCGAUUUGUGAUGGAGAAAUGCGAUCGUGUUAUUUAUUGCACUGACGUUGGACAAUACGAGCACUUUCUCAUGGUUAUUCAAGCAGGCAAGGAUAUGAACUGGUUAGGCAAUUCCACCUGGGACCACGCUGGGUUUGGCCUUGUCACCGGUGUGGAUGGGAAGAAAAUUAAAACUCGCUCCGGUGAGACGGCGAAACUCAAGGAUUUGUUAGAUGAAGCAGUGGCGCGUUCACUUUCGAUUCUGAAUGAGCGAGAGAUGAGUGACCGAGCUCAGGGACACACUAAAGAAGAAGCAGAAAGGCUUUCCAAUAUUAUUGGGAUUGGUGCCGUCAAGUACUUUGAUCUGAAACAAACCAGAGUGAACGAUUAUGCGUUUAAUUUUGAAAAGAUGCUAGACAUGUCUGGUAAUACUGCUGUAUAUUUGCUUUAUCAAUACGCUCGUAUUUGCUCUAUAAAGCGCAAGGCGGACGUCGAUAUCGAGAAGCUGAAGCAAACAACGAAGAUCUCCAUAACUACCCGUAGUGAAAGACAGUUGGCACUUCAAAUUUUUCGUUUUCAGUCAGUCAUUCUCAAGACGCUUGAGGAUUUGUAUCCACAUCACCUUACAGAUUUUGCGUCUGAACUAAUGUCGUGUUUUUCAGAUUUCUUCACAAAUUGUCGUGUUAUUAACGAUCCAUUACAGGAUAGUCGUUUGUGUCUCAUCGAACUUACCCGUGAGACUCUUAAGAAGACGCUAGACAUUUUAAACAUUGAGGUGGCGGAAAAAAUUUAA